GUCACAUCUCGUUACGCCAUUUUUGUUGGGGAGCAGUCGUGUUGAGAAAAGCGGGAUUAGGUUCACAACACUACACGCUACAUUCAACUCUCUGAGUUGUCUGGCUUAACGGGGCACGAUGUCGACAGAAAACCUGGACUCGGACACUCAGGUGGACUACGAGGACGAAAAACAGGACUCUCAGGAGAAGAAUGCAAACCCGGUGAAAGCAGAGGAGGCCAAGCUGAAGGCCAAGUACCCCGGCCUGGGCCAGAAGCCCGGAGGCUCCGACCUCCUGAUGAAGAGAUUAACGAGAGGGCAAAAGUACUUCGACUCGGGCGACUACAACAUGGCCAAGGCCAAGAUGAAGAACAAGCAGCUCCCCACGGCGGGACCCGACAAGAACCUGGUGACGGGAGACCACAUCCCCACGCCGCAGGAUCUGCCCCAGAGGAAGUCCUCCUUGGUGACCAGCAAGCUCGUGGGCUAGCCGCCAUCAUCUCAGAAGCCCCCUGGGACUCGUCCCUUUUUGCACCUCACCCGUGUCCCCAGUUCGUCCACUCCUUCCCCGCUCUUCCCUCUUCAUCCCCAGGCGCCACCGGCUUUAACAUAUCGGGCAGAGUUGUAGAAGUUGAAAACUCCAUUUGCUUGUUGGGUUGGGGGGGGGGCGGGGUGGGACGGGACGGGUGGAGGUUCAGGCAUCUGGCUGGCUGCCUUGUUUUCUGCCUUCCUUCCCACCACGCACAGCUCUGCCUCUUCUGCGCACUCCGCUCUGCCGCCUCCCUCAUAUCUUGGGUUUUCAGUGUUCCAAGAUGCAUCGCAGUAGGUGUGUGUCGUCGGGCAGGGGUUGGAUGGGUGAGAUAAUGCACUUUGUAUUCUGUAUAGUAAGUUUUGAUCGUUCUUUUUUUUUUUUUUUUUGCAUCCUGAAUGACACCAAAUGAUGUGUGUGUGUGUGUACGUGUGAGGGAGUUUGGAACCAUAACGUCUGAUUUGAUUUGAUCUUUCUGUCCUUCCCGCUCCAUGUCAGUGGCUUCAGUGAAGUUGGAAGAAGUGUGUGAAUAGUUGCUCGCAUACCAAAUCUGUGAGGGCCGGCUGCUUAGUUUAGCGCGUGUUCGACGCCUAAUUGGGAACGGAGCAGAGCGCAGGGUUGGUGUCACGCUCCGGUCACUUUUCAUUAAAUAUAACCAGAGCUCAUCAGCCUGCAGGGGAUCUGGACCACAUGUCGCCCCCCAUCAGCUUCCAGAUGCCCUUUGUUCCUGGUCUCUCUCUCUCUCUCAAUAUGCUGCAUGAUUCUAACACUACAACGUGACACGGCAAAGAAAUCACACUUUUUUAUUUUUAAAUUGGGAGUGAAAUGUCUGCUUAUUGAGAAGAAGUGCUGACACGCCUCCAGUCCUUCCUGUUACUUGUUGCUGUCCUGACAAUCCACACACACACUCAGCAGAGUCUCUCGUGUUAUGUUUAAUCGCUCGGAGCCAGAGGAAGCGUGUGAGCUCAGUCUGAGUUGGGUUGUGUUUACCAGGCGGGGGAUAGAAGUUGAAAAUACCCUCCUGUAAAUGAUAUUCAAACAAGCGCGUCAUUCAUCAGCCCGGACCAGCCGGCAGGGCCCGGGGGCGUCAGCUGGCUUUGGGGUCACAUCCUGGGCUUUCUUCGCUUUAGCCAAAUCCCUCAGUCGGUCUGUGGAUCCGCUUGGCGUUUCAGCGAGACUGUUACCGUCUAAUCAUCUGGCCUCCGUCACCAUAUCGUGACGCAGAGCGGAGGAGUGAUGGACCCGUCCAGAUUUCUGACUUUCACCGAUCCAAACAGGGUUUUAAGUUCAACCAGCGAACCGUAAAAGUCCUGCUGAGACAACAGACGCAUCCACAGACGAAGCCUUGGUAGUUGUAGCUCGUGUUCGCGAUCGACCGAAAGAAUGACCUCCUUCUGAGAUUGUUUCCACCGUGCUUUUUACACAUCGCAGUCACAAACUUUACUUUACUGACAGCUCACAUCAGAGAACGCUAACUCUACUGAAAUCUCACGUCUGCUGCCAGCAUAGACGAGUUGUGUUAUUUUUUUAGUGAACUGACACUGAUCUUUGAUCUCAGGAAUGUCAGAGGGUAAACAGCAGGUAACCCGACCAGCGCAGCAUCACCGCGGGCUUCGAGCGGGACGCCGUGUCUCCGCCGGAGAGAUCCAGUGACCCAAGCAGAUGACCACAUCUCCAGACUCUGAACUGAGAACCAGCUUCAGGGAAGCGUUGCUAACACACACUCCGCCGACAGGGCGCAUGCACCAUCACACCCUUAAACCCCACCGGCCUUUUUCCAUUCUCUCUCUCUCUCUCUGUCUCUCUCUGUCUCUCUGUCUCUCUCUCUCUCUCUCUCUCUCUCUCUCUCAAGAUGUGAAAAUGUGUCAAAUUUACAGUGAGUGAAAGAGACCUCGAUGUGGACGUAUGUGCCUGUGAUGGUGUCGUACGAAUGCACCGCUUUUCGUCCGUUCCAGCUGUUGUAAAUAGACCUCGACAGGAAAUGACCCCCACACGCCCUUCCUGAUUUCAUGGUUCCUCUCCCCUUUCAGUUUCAACACUACUUCUGCUGCAUCUUCUCGCAGAGGCUAUGUGAAUCUGUAUCAUAUGAAAAUAUGUGUAAAUGCUGCUGAUUCAAAGACAAAUC
Molecule: messenger RNA, 2633 nt
Organism: Salarias fasciatus (jewelled blenny)
Lineage: Eukaryota; Metazoa; Chordata; Actinopteri; Blenniiformes; Blenniidae
Gene: ensab
Product: endosulfine alpha b
Exons: 3
Coding region: 119-469 (116 amino acids)
Cellular component (GO): cytoplasm
Molecular function (GO): protein phosphatase inhibitor activity
Source: RefSeq, a predicted model, not a curated record